CACACACGUGUAAAUGCACUCUCAUCUCUAAUAUUGUCAAAACAUUGCAAGCAACGGAACUAACCGGAAAGCGGGUUGAUAAAAUAGCAAAUGAAAUAGCAAAAAAAAAUAAAAAGGAAUAAGCAUGAUAAUACCAAUUCGCUGCUUCACCUGUGGCAAAGUCAUUGGCAAUAAAUGGGAGUCCUAUCUGGGUCUCCUCCAAGCCGAAUAUACAGAAGGUGACGCUCUCGACGCCCUGGGUCUAAAGCGCUACUGCUGCCGACGCAUGUUGCUUGGGCACGUUGAUCUGAUCGAGAAGCUGCUUAACUAUGCUCCGCUCGAGAAAUAAACUUGACAUACAAAUAUAACGAUGUAGGACUUUGAUAUAGAAACGCUAUAUUUAAUUGCUAAAAACAACCAAAAUAAACAUUAAAAAUCAAGCUGCAACUUCUA
Molecule: messenger RNA, 432 nt
Organism: Scaptodrosophila lebanonensis
Lineage: Eukaryota; Metazoa; Arthropoda; Insecta; Diptera; Drosophilidae
Gene: Rpb10
Product: DNA-directed RNA polymerases I, II, and III subunit RPABC5
Exons: 3
Coding region: 125-328 (67 amino acids)
Biological process (GO): transcription by RNA polymerase I; tRNA transcription by RNA polymerase III; transcription by RNA polymerase II
Cellular component (GO): RNA polymerase III complex; RNA polymerase II, core complex; RNA polymerase I complex
Molecular function (GO): zinc ion binding; DNA-directed RNA polymerase activity; DNA binding
Source: RefSeq, a predicted model, not a curated record